AUGGACGGAGCCACGCCCAGGUGUGUUCCCAUCAAAUUGACCUGCCAGGACCUCACCUGCCCACCUGGAACUACCUGUCAGAUGGAGAAAUCAACCCCCAGGUGUGUCCCCAAAGCUCCAUCCUGCCAGGACCUCACCUGUCCACCUGGAUCCACCUGUCAGAUGGACGGAGCCACGCCCAGGUGUGUCCCCUUGGCACUGACCUGCCAGGACCUCACCUGCCCACCCGGAUCCACCUGUAGAAUGGACGGAGCCACGCCCAGGUGUGUCCCCAUCAAAUUGACCUGCCAGGACCUCACCUGUCCACCUGGGUCCACCUGCAGAAUGGACGGAGCCACGCCCAGGUGUGUCCCCAGAGCUCCAUCCUGCCAGGACCUCACCUGCCCACCUGGAGCUACCUGUCAGAUGGACGGAACCACGCCCAGGUGUGUCCCCAUCAAAUUGACCUGCCAGGACCUCACCUGUCCACCUGGGUCCACCUGUAGAAUGGACGGAGCCACGCCCAGGUGUGUCCCCAUCAAAUUGACCUGCCAGGACCUCACCUGCCCACCCGGACCCGCCUGUCAGAUGGACGGAGCCACGCCCAGGUGUGUCCCCUUGGCACUGACCUGCCAGGACCUCACCUGCCCACCCGGAUCCACCUGCAGAAUGGACGGAGCCACGCCCAGGUGUGUCCCCAAAGCUCCAUCCUGCCAGGACCUCACCUGCCCACCUGGGUCCACCUGUCAGAUGGAUGGAGCCACGCCCAGGUGUGUUCCUAUCAAAUUGACCUGCCAGGACCUCACCUGCCCACCUGGAACUACCUGUCAGAUGGAUGGAGCCAUCCCCAGGUGUGUCCCCAAAGCUCCAUCCUGCCAGGACCUCACCUGCCCACCUGGAGCUACCUGUAGAAUGGACGGAGCCACGCCCAGGUGUGUCCCCAAAGCUCCAUCCUGCCAGGACCUCACCUGCCCACCUGGGUCCACCUGUCAGAUGGACGGAGCCACGCCCAGGUGUGUCCCCAGAGCUCCAUCCUGCCAGGACCUCACCUGCCCACCUGGAGCUACCUGUAGAAUGGAGAAAUCAACCCCCAGGUGUGUGCCCAUCAAAUUGACCUGCCAGGACCUCACCUGCCCACCUGGAUCCACCUGUCAGAUGGACGGAGCCACACCCAGGUGUGUCCCCUUGGCACUGACCUGCCAGGACCUCACCUGCCCACCCGGAUCCACCUGUAGAAUGGACGGAGCCACGCCCAGGUGUGUCCCCAAAGCUCCGUCCUGCCAGGACCUCACCUGUCCACCUGGGUCCACCUGUCAGAUGGAUGGAGCCACGCCCAGGUGUGUUCCUAUCAAAUUGACCUGCCAGGACCUCACCUGCCCACCUGGAACUACCUGUCAGAUGGAUGGAGCCAUCCCCAGGUGUGUCCCCAAAGCUCCAUCCUGCCAGGACCUCACCUGCCUACCUGGGUCCACCUGCAGAAUGGAUGGAGCCACGCCCAGGUGUGUCCCUGUGGCACUGACCUGCCAGGACCUCACCUGCCCACCUGGAACUACCUGUCAGAUGGAGAAAUCAACCCCCAGGUGUGUCCCCAAAGCUCCAUCCUGCCAGGACCUCACCUGCCCACCUGGAUCCACCUGUCAGAUGGACGGAACCACGCCCAGGUGUGUCCCCAUCAAAUUGACCUGCCAGGACCUCACCUGUCCACCUGGGUCCACCUGCAGAAUGGACGGAGCCACGCCCAGGUGUGUCCCCAUCAAAUUGACCUGCCAGGACCUCACCUGCCCACCUGGAGCUACCUGUCAGAUGGAGAAAUCAAUCCCCAGGUGUGUCCCCAAAGCUCCAUCCUGCCAGGACCUCACCUGUCCACCUGGAUCCACCUGUAGAAUGGACGGAGCAACACCCAGGUGUGUCCCCGUGGCACUGACCUGCCAGGACCUCACCUGCCCACCCGGAUCCACCUGCCAGGCCCCGCCCUGCCCACCUGGCCUCACCUGCCUCCCCACCUGCGCGCCGGCCCCGCCCCUCGUGUGCCACGUCCUGAGCCGGCGCCGCUUCCGCGCCUUCGACGGCCGCACCUGGCGGCUGCCGCUCACCUGUCCCCUGGUGGCCACCUGCGCGGGCUCACCUGCGCUGCAGGUGUGGCUCUCCGGCCAGGUGGGCUCCGGCCCCGGGGCCACCUUCGGGCGAGUGACGGUGGCCGCAGACGGGUUCCAGGUGGAGCUGCGGCACGGCGAGGGGACCGCGGCCAGGGUGUCCGGCCGCCGCGUGCGCCUCCCGGUGUCGCUGGCCGGGGGCCGGGUGCAGGUGCGGCGCCGGGGGGGGCAGCGCCAGGUGCUGCUCACCUGGGCGGGGCUGCAGGUGAGCCUGGCAGGUGACGGCGCCGUCAGCGUGACGGGAACGGCGGCGGCCGCCGGGGGGCUCUGCGGGGCCUGCGCCGGGCAGCGCACCUGUGCCGCAGCCCCUCCCCCCUCGGCCCCUCCCCCUCCGCCCCGCCCCUCCCCCGCUACCUGCCGGCUCCAGGUGAGGCCGCGGCGCUUCCGGACCUUCGACGGCGCGCGGGGGGCGUGGGGGAGGGGCUGCCCCGCCCCCCUCCUGCUGGCCCGCACCUGCGCCCCGCCCCCUGCCCGCGGAGCCCCGCCCCCGGCCCGCGAGGCCCCGCCCCCGCUGGAGGUGGCGCUGGGGGGCGGGGCCGUGACGGUGACGCUGGCGGGCAGCAGGUGGCACCUGGAGAGGGGGCGUGUCCAGCUGGACGGCGCCGCGCUCCCGCUGCCCUUCUGCCUCCCGGACGGCUCCGUCUGCGUCGGCCCCGCCCCCGGCCACGCCCUGCUCCUGCUGACCCCCGACCUGCGCGUGGCCACCGGCCCCGGCGACGUCCUGGAGGUCACCGUGUCCCCCCGGCUCCGCAACCGCACCUGCGGCCUCUGCGGCGACUUCGACGGCGACGCCGGCAACGACCUCGGGAGUGACCACGAGGACCUCGGGAGUGACCGCGAGGACACCGGGAGUGACCACGAGGACACCGGGAGUGACCACGGGGACAUCGGGAGGUGUCCCCAGGGCCGCUGCCCGUCCAGGUGUGCCCCGGCCGCCGGUGCCGCCCCCCGGCCCCGCCGCGACCUGCACACAGGUCGCCUGCUGCAACCACUGGGAGCACUGGGAGGAGCCCUGGGAGCCCCACUGGGAGCACUGGGAGGAGCCCUGGGGGGGCCACUGGGAGCACUGGGGGGGCCACUGGGAGCACUGGGAGCCCCGGUGGCCCCCGGGGCCAUCCUGGGGCCGCUGCCGGGGCUGCCCUUGGGGCCAUAAACUGGGCCGGGCCGGGCUGGGGACAAUAA
Messenger RNA from Vidua macroura (Pin-tailed whydah), 3314 nucleotides. RefSeq names its product kielin/chordin-like protein. The record is from RefSeq and is a predicted model, not a curated record. The coding region runs from base 1 to 3285 and encodes 1094 amino acids. NCBI's taxonomy places the organism in Eukaryota, Metazoa, Chordata, Aves, Passeriformes, Viduidae. The transcript has 7 exons.